AUGGCAAUAUAAAGAAUAAAGGAAUAAGAGGUGUCAUACUCUUAUCUCUACAUCGUUGUAUCAUACAUAGUGAUCAAGUAUCUUUUGGAACAAUUUAUCAAUCUGAGACAAUUGGAUUAAUUGUCAGUGAAACAGAUGCCUAUUCAUAUUGAAUAGACUCUGGGAAUCACACAGAAGCAAUUCAAGAGAAGUUAGCGAUUCUAUUAUGACAAACUGUAAAUUUGAUUUGAUGUUGCUUAGGUCGUUUGAAAUGUACACGAAAUCAAUAAAAACAGCAAUGGAGAUUAUUGUAAUAUUAUGUGGAGUGAUGCCUUUUAUUUGGGAUAGGACUGUGACUUUCUUUAAGAUGGACCCGAACUCAGAGGUAAUUCCAUUUUGAUUAUAGUUUCAAAGAGGAUUGGCAUAUAUCUUUGUGGAGUUUUUACGCCUCAAAUUAAUUGAUGUUCCUAAUAAUUUUUAUAACACUCACGUGAUAGAGAAGCGAUAUGAUCUGAGUCAAAUAUCAUUCGCUCUGCAAUUCAGUGAUCUCGUCAUUGAAUCAGCAUUGUGGGUGGUCUUUGUACCAAUACUACUCUACUCCUACUUAUAUGUGGCUGAACUGGGAGGAGACUACUUUUUCAUAGCGGUAUAAUCGACUACACAACAUAUAGAUGCAAUUCUUUGUACUGAUCAUGGCAAUAGUGUCCAGUCUCGUCUAUCCUAAUUAUAUUCAACCACUAUUCAACGAAUUCGAAGAACUCAAAGAAACUCAACUCAAAUCAGCCAUCAGCCAAUUAGCAUUCAGAAUGAAUUUCCCCUUGGAGAAGAUCCUGGUUAUGGAUGGGUCCAAACGAUCAGAUCAUUCAAAUGCCUACUUCUUUGGCAUGUACAGUAAGCGAAUAGUGCUGUAUGACACUCUCAUCAAUAAUCUGACAAACGAGGAGAUUGUGGCUGUGGUUGCACACGAAUUGGGACAUUGGAAAUAUAGACAUCCCUAUAUCAAACUAGUAUUCUUCUGUAUCAAAAGUAUGCAUUAGUAUUUAAUUAUAGUUCUGAUCACUUUCUACAUCUUUGGGUUCUACAGAGAUUCGGAUGUCGUGUUCUUGAGUUUUGGGUUCAAUGAGAAGUCCAUCUUCAUAGGGUCUGCGUUGUUCUUCUCUCUCUUUGAACCCAUGAAUACGUUGUUCCAAAUAUUCGAACUCCAUUUGUCCCGUUUCUUUGAGUAUCAAGCUGACAUAUUUGCCAAUCGUCAUGGUCUUGGGUCGUAUUUGAUGAGUGGGUUGAUCAAACUGUUCAAAUAGAAUUCCACGAAUUUGAUGAUAGACCCAAUCUAUCAAUGGUACUAUAACAGUCAUCCUUCAUUGUUUGAGCGAUUAAAAUACUUAAAUAAAUUGAGAUGA
Messenger RNA from Paramecium octaurelia, 1379 nucleotides. The record is from the annotation of a GenBank genome assembly. NCBI's taxonomy places the organism in Eukaryota, Ciliophora, Oligohymenophorea, Peniculida, Parameciidae.